AUGGCGAGUCGCCCGUUGCUGCCUGGCCAGCUCCACGUGCUGCUCACGCUGCGCGACGGCGAGCGCAGCUUCGGCAUGUCGCUCGUGCAGAAGACCAGCGCGCUCGGGCUCAAGUACACUGUGGUCUCGAGCGUCUUUGCCAACUCGCCCGCCCACCGCGCCGGCGUCCGCACAGGUUACGUCGUGCGACGGAUCAAUGACGAGCCUAUGGGCGGCCUGACGGUCGCACAGGUGGCAAGUCGCUUCCGGAAUGUUGGGAAGGCACAAAUCACGCUGGACGUGGCGGAGAGUGCCGUGUCGUCAAAGGAUGCGGCCAGCACUACGUUUGGAGGACAACAGCAGCUGCCGGAAGCGAGUGGAUGUUUUACAGAACGACCGACAGCAUCCGUUGCGGGGAGUGUAGCGACGUCUUUGUCAGGACGAGCAAUUGCAGCUCCUGGCUCGGCGUUAGCGGUCUCGAACCGUGCAGUGCGGGAACAGUCAACUUUGGUGCUUGGUGCAACGCCCAUAGUGAGGUCAUUAGCGUUGCAACCGCAGGUUAGCGUGGUUUCUUUGGAUACGGUAAAAGGUGUGCCAGCAAGCAGCACAAUUCCGCAAACCUCUGUUGACUCCAUCAAAGCUUUGGGAAAUGCCGCAAGUGCUUCAGUCGUCAAAGGACGUGAAAAGUCAGUCAUUGCUGCUCAGCCCAAAAGUUUUCCUCCUUCUGGUGUGCACGCAACUCCGCGGAGUGCUGCUGAACCAUCGACCGAGGCGACAACUACCGCUUCAGCAGCAGCUCCUCCUGUUUCAGCAAGAAAGUCUACCGCACCACCGUGUUCGUUUACCACCGAGCCUAUCGGAACGACACGCAUACAGACUCGGACACCCGCGGCGUUAGUCGCGAGCAUCGUAAACUCGGCAAUUAGGCCAGCACAGAAUACGAGCCACGCCCCUGCACUACUUGCACUUGCGCCGAAAGCAAAACAGCCUGAAAUUACGGCACCAGUGCAUUCCACGGUGCCAGCGAGAGAGAACACGCGCUUGCCGAUUGAAGGAAUGCUUGGAUCUGAAGCUGAACUAGCAGGGGGCAAGACUGUGUCAGUAUCUGCGCAAAAUAUUGCCAGAACAAUUGUUGUCGCGUCUGUGUCUGCCCCGCCGUCGCCCAUGACAGUGCCAACGUCGACAACCACGAAGAUAGGCAAGAAACGUGGCCGACCGCCAUCGAACGUAUCGCUAAGCGAGACCGAAAACGACAAAGGAACAGGCAAGGUGAAGAAAGCCGUGAAGCAGCAACAGCACGUUGAUGAGUUGGACAGCUUCAUGAAUGACGAUGAUGACGAUUACGAGGACGCGUAUGAUUCUAGUGCAGUUGCUUCGGACUAUGACUCGGAUGAGUUGUCACCAAAAAAGUCUGCUCGUUGUAAAGUACAUAGUCGGCGUCGUGGGCCUACCGAUCGUGUUCGACAUAGCCUUACGAUCGACCGAUUGAUCGCGAUGGGUUUCAGGAAAGAAGAUGCUGAAGCUAGUGUGAAAGAAAUUGGCGACCACCUGGACGCCUGUAUGGUCUGGAUUAUUUCGAAGAUUGAGGAGCGGCAAUUCAAUGAGGAUCUUAACCAGGCGUCCAUUCAAUCGGAGCAAUCGAAGCAGGACGAAAAAGUGCGGGUGGAGAAGCUGGAGAAAGAAACGCUGGCCCAUGCCGAGAAGUUUAUGGCGGUAUUUCCGACUUCGUACAUGGUGUCUCCUGAAUGCACUGCAUCGCAUUUUAAGACGUUCUUACAGUCUACGAUCGAUCAAGUAGACGGUGAGUCGUACCUUCGUGAAGUUCUUACCGAACUAAUGAAGCUCGAAGGUAAAUCUAUCCGGUGGUACAAGGAUGCAUCUAGGUCGUACAUGCUGGAGUUGUCCGGACGCUUAGACACGACACUCAAAACUCACGACGUAAUGUCUUGCUGCUCGCGCGCUGUAGCGAGUGAUGUGGAUUCGGCAAAUGGAUGCGAAUUCGUGCGGACACUAGUGCAGGAGGUGAAAGCACUGACGUCAGCUCUGUUUGAGAUGCCUAUCAACCAAGGGGGUGUACCCCAGGUAUUCCUUGAGUGUGAUGAGACGACGAAGUUUGAUCUCGAGGACGACGGAUUUGAAGUAGUCGAGUAA
This is a messenger RNA of Hyaloperonospora brassicae, 2130 nucleotides long. The record is from the annotation of a GenBank genome assembly. Lineage: Eukaryota; Oomycota; Peronosporomycetes; Peronosporales; Peronosporaceae.